Corticium candelabrum is the source of this 3898-nucleotide messenger RNA. RefSeq lists its product as uncharacterized. The transcript is spliced from 22 exons. The record is from RefSeq and is a predicted model, not a curated record. The coding region runs from base 38 to 3898 and encodes 1286 amino acids. NCBI's taxonomy places the organism in Eukaryota, Metazoa, Porifera, Homoscleromorpha, Homosclerophorida, Plakinidae.
UAGAAUGGAGUCAUGAUUCAACAGAGAUCGUAACGAUAUGUCCUGCCACCGGUGCGACGAGCUACAGAAAGAGCUGAAUAAAUGCAGAGCCAACUUCAGAGUUCUAAACGAGAAAAUCGUCUCCACAGAAUUGUUGAUCAAGAAAUACAAAGAAAAAUGCCUACAACUAGAGGAAGUAAGAAAACAGGCACAAGAGAAGGCGAAAUCGUUGGAAGCAGCACAGAAAGCUGUGCACACUCUUCGUGGACAGCUGGAAGAAGCAAUGAUGCGUGCAGUAUCUCCUGCCAUGGAUUCACUGCAGUUGAAAGCAGAACGAGACCGUGCUGUGCGAGAACUAGAGGCAGCUAAAGUCGAGGCUGAUUCACAGUUGAUGUUGGUAGUUCAGCUUAAGGCUCACAUUGCAGAGAAAAAGGAGAAACUGAAACAGAUGGAACUUGAAAAGGAAUUGAAACAAGAAGAGAUUGCACAAGUAAAGUCAAGUGCCAAAUUGCUUGGUGAACAAAUGGAUAAACUGAAGAAGCAGAAGAGCGAAGAAAAAAAUGUUGCAAAACAGCUUACAGCAUCUAAACGGAAGGAGCAGACUUUGCAGAAACAACUAACUGCAGCCAAGGAAGAAAUUAAACAGCUAAAGUCAGAAAUUUCAAGUCGAAAGCAUGCAAUGAAGCUGAAUGGACACAAUUCACUUGAAAUAUUUUCACCAACUAAAGUCAAAGUGAGACGAACAUCCGCAAAGGAAUGCAAAAUGAAGGGCAAACAACAGGAGAUGUCUCUAUCUAAUAGAAUUAAUUGUAACGGUUUCAACACACAUUGUUUGUCUCCACUUCCUCCUUCACCACAGAAAACAGUACAAAAACAGAGAACACCGAAGAAAUCAUCUCACCAUUCACCACAAGAUCAGUCUGCUUCUUCUGGUUCUUCACAUCAAUGUGACUCUCUUGAUAGGUCAGAGGGACUUGGUUCUUUUGUCAAGGAGAAAGACAAUGACAACUGUCAGGAUGCUAUAGAUAGAACAGCAGAGUUGAGAGCUGAUGAUUUUGUUCCUUGUGGCUUACAUGAAAUCCUCUCUUUUUCAACUUGCUCUGAAGAUAGUCAGGAAGAAAGUGACUUACAAGUGAAAGAGACCAGUGAGAGUGUUAGAGACAAGGCAAGGGAUGAUUGCUUUUCUGAAUCUGAUUUGUUUGGCUGUGAUUUAUCCGAAUUGUCUGAGUCAGAAGAUGAAAUGGAAAGUGAAACAGUUUCUAAAGAUGAGCCAUUGUCUAGUGAGUUGGCAGCUAACGGAAAUGGGGAAGUGAGUUGUGGUGAUUUGAUGCAGGGAAAUGAGGUGCAGUCUUGUGAAAGUAAGGAUACAAGUAUAGAUGACAACAUGGUCACUUGUGAAUCUCUCAAUGAUGGAAAUUCAACACCAAUCAAUGUCACAGAUUUUGUAGAGCUUCAAAGUCACAAAGUUGAAUGUGAACAUCACAAAGUUGAAUGUGAACAAGAUAAACACUUUGGGGUUGCAUGGAAACACACAACUAUCUCUGUUGCUUCGACUGAAAUAGGUGAAUGUAUCCCCAAUACAAGCACUACACAACAAAUGAAGGUUGGUUGCGAUAUACUUAGUAGACAGUCUGUUUGCCAGCAUCCAGAAGUUGUGGAUGAAAGAGAUUUUCCUUUGAACAAGUCUGACACUUUAUGUCAAUCAGAUGUGACUAAAAGUGGUAGCAGUUCUUUUGAUAAUACAAUUUCUCAGACACAGUCAUUGGAUGCUUCAUACUUAUGUAACAAAAUAGGACAAAAUCCAACUCUUUUGUCACCACAUGUGUCAUUUUCAUCAGAAUCAUCAAUUCAACCUACAAUUGAUUCAUCUCAGAGAAACUCAAGCAUUAGAAGUGCAAUUACACUAGAGAGAACAGCUAAACUCUGGCAGUUGCUAUGCAACCUUGAAGCAAAGUCUAAUCUCUUACCAUUACCUUUCUCUUCUAGUCAGUCUUUAUUUUCUCCAUCAAAUUUAUCACUCAAAGAAUCUCAAGAAUCAUCACAGUUGUCGUCAAUGUCCAUUAGAAGCCAGCAAAUGGAUCAAGUAGUUUAUUCACUUCGGUCAUGUGGGUCAAAGAGGAAACUACUAUUUAGUAGUCCACAAGAUUUGUGUGAUGAAGACAAGUCUCUUUGUUCAUUUCCAAAGAGAUUCUCUUCUGCUCUUCCAAACUCUGAUUUUGUGGUGAAGCCUAAGCCAAUUAGACAGACACGGCCUACUGCUGUUUCUAUAAAUUCAGACAUUUCAACAAACGAGACAAGCUUGGUACAUGUAGUGUCUCCUGCUUUGACAACUCAAGCGAUUGCUGGAAAAUUGUUUUGCAAGACUGCAUUUGAUACGUGCUCUAUUCAAGUUGAUGGCAGCUGCAGUGAUCAAACUUCUAUUGCUGCCAAAAGUGAUGAAGACGUUGACAUUGAAGGAGAGAUGGAAGAAGGAGAAUUGGUUGAUGAAACAGUAGACGUACGACAGGAGGAGUCAAGUAUGACAACAAUGAUAGCUGUGGACAAGAAGAGAGAUACUGGAAAAUCAGCUUGCACACAAGAGACUAAAGUCAAUAAUCGGCCAUCAAGUCAGAGCGAAGAUUCAUACAUAACAAAGGGUCUACAACGACUUCGUCGUCAGUCAUGCAACAUAGACGAACUUGCCAGAUCAUUUGCUUUACCCGAGAACAUCUCAGCUGCUGCUCCACUAGCACAAGCAAUAGUCAAGAGUUUGAGUCAGAGGAAGGACGACGUUGGUAAGCAAAUCAGGAGAGUAUGUGCAGAAGUACGGAGAAAUCCUUGUGCAGAGUUUGCGCCUGUCUUGUCAUUGUAUGAGAAGCGGUUGCUCAACCUUGUUAGUCUUAUUCAAACGGUUCAGUCUCAGCAAGGUCUUGUGGAGAUGUUGCUGCGUCUUUUGCCAAGGCAAUUGAGCGAGAUUAAAGAAAACAAGUGGAAUACAGCGUUUUCUUGUGGGUUGCGUGCAGCAUGUGUCUGUCGAUUCUUUGCUUCACUUUGUCGUCAGGAAGGCAAUGCCGAACGUUUACGUAUAUUUUGUUUUGAUCUUUAUCGGGAAUUUGCUCCAUUCACAGUAAAGGAACUGCUAUGUAUAGAAGCUAUUUCUGUAGUUUGGCCACAGGUGGUCAGGAAGCAAGUAACUGCAAGCCACAGACUCAGAAAAGAAGGACACGUUUAUCUAGAUGCUGUGCAUCCACAACUAACUUACAGUGUCAUGGAAGCUCUCCUAUUGACACAAUUCAAGUGUUCAACGAACAUUCAAUCUAAAGUACUGGAGUCUAUAUAUCUUCUUCUGCAUUGGUCACGGGUGCCUUCUGGAUGUGUGGUUGUUCAUGAACUCUCAUUGACAAUCACUAAAUUUCUAUGUCACAGCGUUGCUGUAGAUGUGUCAUUGAAAGGAGGGUGUCCUGUCCUAAAUCCUGUGGCGUUUGAACUUGUCAAAUGCUUUGAACUUUUGAGCGUUUGGAUGGGCACAGCAUGGACAGACGGCUUUCUUAUCAGGCAAUUACUCUGGCCAAUCAUUAAAGACUGGCUGGCAUCAACAUCAUCAGACGCCCAAAAUCCAGGUCAGAAGAAACAAUGUUGGGACACACCAAUAGCCACAACUUGUCGAUUCUUAGGGUGUGUUGGCCGGGUUGUUUGCUCAAAUGACGACUCACUGGAUCGACUGGUUUCCAUCUUGUCUUCAGUUCUAGCUCAAAUACCCGUUGAAGCCGGAGGUGUCGGUUUGGUUCAGUUGUGUGCAGCUUGGUCGCUCACUGAUUUGUCCCGCUGGCGACCUAGAGAAGUGCAAUCAGCUGUAAAGCAGUGGAUAAGUGCUGUCCCGGCGUCGGGCAGCGACAGUUUAUGCAGUGCAUUACGUCAACGAAUGCUAAGUAUCACGUGA